AUGGCGAACGAAGUGAAAGCCCGAGGAAACUCUGCCUUCUCCGCCGGAGACUUUAAUGCCGCCGUGACCCACUUCACUGACGCCAUCAACCUUGCUUCGACGAACCACGUCCUCUUCUCGAACUGCACGGCGGUUUACACGUCGCCUCACCGAUAGUCCGAUGUUCUCGACGACGCGAAGAAGAUCGUUAAGAUAAAAUUAAACUGGUCCAAGGGCUAUACUCUCGAUGCCGCACAUCUACGGUUAAACCAGUUCCUGGAGGCCGUCGCGGCGUAUAAGAAGUGGCUCGAGAUUGAUCCAAGUAAUGAGGCACUGAAAUCUAGGCUCACCGAUGCGCAGGUCAUCGCGUCAAGAUCACACGCCUGGCCUUCGCUGUUUGCGGCGGCAAUGAAUCCUUUCGGGGAUGCGCUUUAGGGGUCGGAGAUGUGGGCGAAGCUGACGGCGGAUUCUUCAAUGAGAGGAUUUCUCCAACAGCCUAAUUUCGUGAAGGUGAUGUAGGAGAUUCAUAAAAACCCUAGCAAUCUCAAUUUGUACUUGAAGGAUCAAAUGGUGAUGCAGGCUCUUGAGGUCCUGUUGAAUGUGAAGUUCAGACCGCCGCCGCCGGGAGAUGAAGCAGAGGCUCUAGAGCCGGAGAUGGCUUCGUCACUGCGGAGAGAAUCAGAGGUGGAGAAGAGGCGGGAACCGAUGCCAGGCGAGGAGGAAGAGAAGGAGAAGAAAGAGAGAAAGCGAAAAUCCCAUAAGGAGAAAGAGUUGGGAAAUGCGACGUACAAGAUGAAGGACUUCGAUGUUGCCAUCGAGCAUUAAUCCUCGACCAUGGAGAUAGACAAUGAAGACGUCUCUUAUCUCAUGACUCGUGUCGCUGUUUAUCUGGAGAUGGGAAAGUACGGUGAGUGAAUUAAGGAGUGCGAUAAGGCUGUUGAAAGGGUUAGAGAACUCAGGUCAGAUUUCAAGAUGAUAGCAAGGGCUUUGAUUAGGAAAGGAAAUGCUUUCACAAAUAUGGUCAAAUGCUCAUAUGACUAUGAUCGUGCGAUUGAGACAUUCCAGAAAGCUCUUACAGAACCAAACCCAGAUACGUUGAAGAAACUGAACGAGGCAAAGAGAGCCAAAAAAGAGUUGGAGCAGAAGGAGUAAUUUGAUCCACAAAAAGCAUAUGAGGAGCGUGAGAAAAGAAAUGAGUUUUUCACAGAGCAGAAGUAUCCUAAGACUGUGAAACAUUACACCGAGGCAAUCAAGAAGAACCCUAAAGACCUGAGAACAUAUAGCAAGCGAGCUGCUUGUUACACAAAACUUUGGGCAAUGCCUGAAAGGUUGAAGGAUGCAGAAAAGUGUAUAGAGUUAUAUGCAACAUUCUCAAAUGGAUACAAUAGAAAAUGAGCGGUCGUUCAAUUCUUCAUGAAGGAAUAUGAUAGAAUGGAAACUUACCAGGAGGGUCUCAAACAUGAUCCUAAUAAUCAGGAGUUGCUCGACAGUUUAGAAGGCAACAUGAAUUUGUUCUACAGAUGUGUAGAACAGAUCAACAAGGCAAACUUGGGGGACCUAACUCCGGACGAGCUGAAUGAGAUACAAGUUUAGAUUUGGGUAGCCCUUUGGGAUAAAGUUCACAAUGUUUACUGGGAAUUGAAGCAAAUAUUGAGAGAUUUUCAGCAGAAUCCAAAAGCAGCACAGAAACAUGAAGAACCUGUGGUGAUGAACAAGAUUCAAAAGUUCAUCAAUGUCGGGAUUGUCCAAAUGAGAUAG
Molecule: messenger RNA, 1737 nt
Organism: Tarenaya hassleriana
Lineage: Eukaryota; Viridiplantae; Streptophyta; Magnoliopsida; Brassicales; Cleomaceae
Product: hsp70-Hsp90 organizing protein 1
Molecular function (GO): Hsp90 protein binding
Source: RefSeq, a predicted model, not a curated record